Molecule: messenger RNA, 1225 nt
Organism: Nerophis lumbriciformis (worm pipefish)
Lineage: Eukaryota; Metazoa; Chordata; Actinopteri; Syngnathiformes; Syngnathidae
Gene: cby1
Product: chibby 1, beta catenin antagonist
Source: RefSeq, a predicted model, not a curated record
CACGCUAGCAUUGUAUACGGAGAGGUCGACCGCAGCAUUAGGGAUUUAACUAAAUAGUCUUUAUGGAGUUAAAUAUUAUACAUAUAUAAAGACAGUGUCACACCAAAGAGCUACUAAUGCACCCGUAAGGCUAUCAACAGUAUCAAAAUAAAGGUCAGGUAUGAUAAAUAUCCGUAGCUACUAGUUGUCAGAUAAGUGCCUGUUAGCUAGCAUUAACCCGUCGUGUUGUGUCCUGCUGGACCUCAAAAUGUCACUGAAGCUCCCGCUUAGUUUUGGGAACUUAUUCAGUCCGAAGAAGAUCCCUCCAAGGAAAUCAGCAUCGUUAUCAAGCCUUCAUACAUUAGAUCGUUCCACACGGGAAAUGGAGCUUGGCCUUCAAUAUGGACCGCCUGUGAUGAACAUUGGGGGACAGACUUUAAAAUUUGAAGAUGGCCAGUGGAUAACAGACUCUGGUGGAAAUGCAUCCGUAAAGGAAGUUGAGCGGCUCAAGAAAAGAAACAUACAGCUGGAGGAAGAAAACAAUAUUCUGAAAUUAAAGAUUGAAAUUCUUCUUGACAUGCUGACGGAGUCCACAGUGGAGUACCACCUAAAAGAGAAAGAAGUGGAGGGGAUCACGUCCGUGCAUUGAAGAAAUGACAAAUAUAUGAUGCCUUCCUCAUAGGAAUUAUAAAGUGGGAUUGUGUUCUGUUUAAAAAUAAUAAUACCUUUUUAAUUUGUGUAUAGCUAAUAAUGUCCAAAGGUUUAUCAAUCAGAAAGACUAAAUAUACAGAUUUUUUUUAAUUGCCUUAUUUUUUAUUGCGUAAGGUAUUUUAAAUAUUCAGCAUUUUUUACAUCGUACCUGUGUAGUAAACAGUUCUCUUCACAUUAAAGGGAAUUUUCUGUCACAAUUUAAGCAGCCGAGGGAUUUUAUUCACAUAUUUAUUUCCAGGAAUACCCAACACCUUAUUUACUAAACAGAUUCAGGUUAGUUUUAUGAAUACUGUGCAUCCGGAAAGCAUUCACAGCCCGAAUGCAGCUGAGAUAGGCUCCAGCACCCCCCGCGACCCCGAAAGGGACAAGCGGUAGAAAAUUGAUGGAUGGAAUAACUUAAUUGUUGCCCUCAAAAUUCUACAGACAAUACCCCAUAAUGACAUUGUGAUUUUUUUUUUUAUUUUUUUUUUGCAAAUGUAUUUAACAUAAAAAACACAUGUUUAAAGUAUCCACAGCCUUUGCUGAAUAUUUUGUU